Bufo bufo (common toad) is the source of this 2761-nucleotide messenger RNA. RefSeq names its product zinc finger protein 436-like. The transcript has 10 exons. Gene Ontology annotation, cellular component: nucleus. The coding region runs from base 74 to 2182 and encodes 702 amino acids. NCBI's taxonomy places the organism in Eukaryota, Metazoa, Chordata, Amphibia, Anura, Bufonidae. The record is from RefSeq and is a predicted model, not a curated record. Gene Ontology annotation, molecular function: DNA-binding transcription activator activity, RNA polymerase II-specific; RNA polymerase II cis-regulatory region sequence-specific DNA binding. Gene Ontology annotation, biological process: regulation of transcription by RNA polymerase II.
CAUCACAGGCCUUUGGAAGAGGCAGACGGCUGCUCUACAGGUGGAGAGAAUUUUCCUGACUGACCCAUAUAGGAUGGAUAGGGACAAAGACAAGAUGGCUGAGAGGGUAUUAAAUCUCACCCUAGAGAUACUCUGCCAACUUACUGGAGAGGAUUACACAGUGGUGAAGAAGACCUCUAGUGAGCGCUGUCAGGCCCCUGUGUCUAAAGGAUGGGGAAGAACCCUGAGCCCAAUCACGGGGCCUCCGCCUCACUCCCUGAUACAUGAGGGGUUCAAUGAACAGAAGAUCCUAGAUCUCAUCCACAAGAUGAUUAAGCUGCUGACUGGAGAGGUUCCUAUAAGGUGUCAGGAUGUUGCUGUAUAUUUCUCCAUGGAGGAGUGGGAGUAUGUAGAAGGACACAAGGAUCUGUACAAGGACGUCACGAUGAAGAACCACCAGCCCCUCAAGUCACCAGGUUCCUGCAAUAUAAAAUCAUCUAUUCACCUUACUGACCCAUCAAGAAUGGAUGGGGACAGAGACAAGAUGGCAGAGAAAAUAUUACAUCUCACCCUAGAGAUACUCUUCCAAUUUACUGGAGAGGAUUACACAGUGGUGAAGAAGACCUCUAGCGAGCGCUGUCAGGCUCCUGUGUCUGAAGGAUGGGGAAGAACCUUGAGCCCAAUCACGGGGCCUCCACCUCACUCCAUGAUACAUGAGGAAAUCAAUGAACAGAAGAUCCUAGAACUCAUCCACAAGAUGAUUGAGCUUCUGACUGGAGAGGUUCCUAUAAGGUGUCAGGAUGUCACUGUCUAUUUUUCGGUGGAGGAGUGGGAGUAUGUGGAAGGACACAAGGAUCUUUACAAAGACAUCAUGGUGGAGAACCACCAGCCCCUCAUAUCACUAGUUAGAUCCAGUAAGAGAAGAACACCAGAGAGAUGUCCCAGUCCUCUUCUUCCACAGGCUCAUCAGCUUUUGAAUCGGAGUAAAGAUCAGAACAAUAUUAAUGCUGCAAAGACAUAUGUGAGGGGUGAUGACCGAUGUAAGGAAGACAUUCUUAAAAAGACAUAUUGGGGUGGUGAUGACCAGUGUAAAGACAUUCCUACAGAUAACAGCUCAGAUAACUGUACCAGGAAUACAAAGGACCAUUUCAUAUCUUCAGAUUCUAAAGCCAAUGAUCUUGGUGUCACACAAGACAAAUUUGAAGAGCAUUACAUUAUCCCAGAUGUACCCUCAGCCGUUCACUGCAAAGAUCUAUCAUCUGAUCCUUCUAAACAUCUUAUAUCUUCUGAUUCAUCACAGACUGUUAGGCAAAAUAUAACUCACAGAAAGGGUGUUGUACGUCAAAGAAGUCAGUCAAAGAAAAAGACUUUUUCAUGUUCAGAAUGUGGGAAAUAUUUUCCUUCUAAUUCAGGUCUUGUCAUACAUCAAAGAAGUCACACAGGAGAGAAGCCAUUUUCAUGUUCAGAAUGUGGGAAGUGUUUUACUCAAAAAUUAAAUCUCAUCAUACAUCAAAGAAGCCACACAGGAGAGAAGCCAUUUCCAUGUUUAGUAUGUGGGAAAUGUUUUCCUUCUAAAUCAAAUCUCACCAUACAUCAAAGAAGUCACACAGGAGAGAAGCCAUUUUCAUGCUCAGAAUGUGGGAAAUGUUUGACCAGGAAAUCAGAUCUUGUUGGACAUCAGAGAAUUCACACAGGAGAGAAACCAUAUUCAUGUUCGGAAUGUGGUAAAUGUUUUACUUUGAACUCAAAUCUUCUUCAACAUGAAAGAAGUCACAAAGGGGAGCAGCCUUUUUCAUGUUCAGAAUGUGGGAAAUGUUUUACUCAGAAAUUGAAUCUCAUCAUACAUCAAAGAACUCACACAGGAGAGAAGCCAUUUUCAUGUUCAGAAUGUACAAAAUGUUUUAGCAGGAAAUCAGAUCUUGUUAGACAUCAGAGAAUUCACACAGGGGAGAAACCAUAUUCAUGUUCAGAAUGUGGGAAAAGUUUUUGUGUCAAAUCCAUUCUUGUUACACAUCAGAGAAUUCAUACAGGGAAGAAGCCAUUUUCAUGUUCAGAAUGUGGGAAAUGUUUUACAUUAAAAGCACAUCUUCUUCAACAUGAAGGAAGUCACACAGGGGAGAAGCCUUUUUCAUGUUCAGAAUGUGAGAAAUCUUUCUUACGAAAAGCAUGUUUUGUUGAACAUAAAAAGAUUCACACGGGAUGACAACCUCGGAUUCUGUCCAUGAUGAUCACAAGUUUGUGGCUCUCCAUUACACACCGCCGACCCCCUCUAGGUCGUCCAACCCCUUUGACCCCACUAAAUUGCUUAUUUGGUUUGUUACUGGAUAAACAAUGGUCCCAUUUACACCCACAUUUUUUGAGAGAAACGUUAUUCUUGAGCUGAAGCGGGUGGACUCCCAACUAUUGUUAAAUGGAAGUCCAUAAUCAAUGCUAUAAUACCACUUGAGCAAACCAUCUAUAAAUGCAGAAAAUACCAUAAAGUAUGAGGGGGGCAUAGUGUAGUUAAUCUCUCACUCUAUACUCGCCUCAAACCUUUUAAGUCCAUCAGGACUUCUCUCUCGCACAUCUCAUCCUUGAAGGUGGUGUUCAUCCUCUACUAUAGUCAUCUUGCUAUGUUCAUUCCAAUAUCCACACAUAUGUUGGUUUUCCUACCAUUAUUUCUAUCUACAUUUAUAGGCCUGUGCUCCUGCAUUCCACAUGAAAUCUAUGCUGUGUUUAGCAUACAUAUAUUGUGCAUAUUUGUCUUCUACAGGGGGUACUUGCUUGUGUAAUUGUGCUUGGA